Messenger RNA from Parnassius apollo (apollo), 1419 nucleotides. NCBI's taxonomy places the organism in Eukaryota, Metazoa, Arthropoda, Insecta, Lepidoptera, Papilionidae. The record is from the annotation of a GenBank genome assembly.
AUGCUGAUGGUCCUAAGAUCUUUUAACUCGACCGGAUUUUCAUUUUUGGGAAUUGGACCUUCUAGUACCUCCUUCAACCUAUUAGGAAGUAUACCCGUCAUAAUUGAGUUAUUAAUUAUAGUCGUGAUUGCAUCUAGAGCACAAGUUAGCGAGAAGCAAAACCUGGCAGACCGAGUUCGGUAUAUCUUGCGCUCAAAUAUAUUUGAUGUCGCCGAACUCGAACGGCUACGACGUGAGGCUGUUCCCUCGUCGGAUGAGAAUGCUACGGCUGAGGAUGCGGCGCCACAAAUGGUAGAGCAACCCGCAAACGUGGAUGCCGCCGUGAAUACCCCAGUUGUGGUUGAUUCAAACGAUGAUGGAACAGUCGCCCAGGAACUGGAAUUAGAGCAUAUGAGGAGUAUAUUGGAAGAGGCGAUUGUGGAAACGCGCAGUACGCCUCUCGAAAAUCGACCGCGACUUCCCCGCAUAGCCCUAAGCAAGCGGAAUCGGGCUGUCGUGAGGGCUCUGAACCCAAUGCUGGUUACCUAUUUGGAAGCCAGCCGGGACCUUUGCGAGACGGACUCAAUUCUUUUUGGCGCCGCGCUGGCAGUCUGCCGUAUCAUAGGCGCCAAGGUUUCCACGGCUGGACGCGCUACUGGCCAUAGUAGCGCUAUCCCAGCGUGGAGAAGAAGAAUUGAGGAACGUAUCGCAAAGGCUAGAGCUCUCAUCGGCAGACUGAUAUGCUUCAGAUCAGGCAACAACAGGCCAAGAAUUGUGCGCACCGUCAGGAUGGCGUUUGCUGGGACAAAUGUCAGUUUGUCCCAGCCGGAUAUAACGCAAAAACUGAAGGAGCGCAUAGAUGAUCUGAAGCAGAGAAUCGCUGCUUGGGGAAAGCGGAUUCGGCGAUAUACCGAGAGGUCGACACGGUUCAACCAGAAUCGUCUCUUCCAGAGUGAUCAGAAGAGGCUCUAUGAAUCAUUGGAGCGACCAAUGGUAAGUGGAACGGGUCCAGCACCGGAUCAGGCCGACACUGUAGCAUUCUGGCGCGGCCUGUGGUCAGAGCCCGUAAACCACUGCGAGGGCCCUUGGACGGAAGUUGUGGCGAGUCAGUGUGCGGGUAUUACGCCCAUGGACCCCGUCAUCAUAACGCCGGAUGACGUAGCUGAGGCGGUUCGUAGGGCCCCGAACUGGAAAAGUCCGGGGCUUGACGGGCUGCAUCACUACUGGCUGAAGGGGUUCAUGGUGUGUCACUCUGUGCUCGCCCGACAGUUUCAAGAGGCUCUCAACCAGAAGUCGCUCCCAAGCCUCUUCACUACUGGGAUCACUCAUUUAGUUCCUAAAGACCAGGUUAUUACGGAUACGCAUCUGAGAUCGAACCACGAGCACUUUACUAUUUUACAUAACACUAGGAAACCGAGAAAAGUAAAGAAGCAACCCUGA